Messenger RNA from Melanotaenia boesemani (Boeseman's rainbowfish), 6303 nucleotides. It is a transcript of the gene hdac7a, whose product is annotated as histone deacetylase 7a. Gene Ontology annotation, biological process: negative regulation of transcription by RNA polymerase II; chromatin organization. Gene Ontology annotation, molecular function: histone deacetylase activity. The record is from RefSeq and is a predicted model, not a curated record. The transcript is spliced from 27 exons. Lineage: Eukaryota; Metazoa; Chordata; Actinopteri; Atheriniformes; Melanotaeniidae. Bases 532 to 3432 code for a protein of 966 amino acids. Gene Ontology annotation, cellular component: histone deacetylase complex.
UGAGGAGGGGAGCGAGCUGGCGCAGGAAAACAAUAGUCCUGAAGAUCCGUGUGAAGUCAAGGCUAUUUUUGGUGGGGCCCGCCUUGCCUGCUAUUUCUGUCAGCAGGAGAGCAGAGGGGAGGGAGCAGCACAGGAGGGGCCGGACUUUCUUUUCUGCAACUUGCCUCCGUUAAGUCACUUUUCAGUUCCUCCUCUGCUGAACUGACUUUGCUGACAACACCAGCGGAUCUCUCCAUCACCCCCCGUUAGGUUUCCGCUCUCUUGGAUGCAAACGGACUUUUUUUCCUCCUCACAUUGCUGGUUAAAGUCGAGUCGGCAUCAGCUGGAUUAUCUCCGAGUGUUUCUGCUUCUGUGAUACUUUACAAGAUGGAAUCGGCCCCUCAGUUGGCACCUUAGAAUCAAACAGGACACCAAACUCCACACACUGACAGAUACAAAAGGAAGAUUGCUUCUCCAGAGUCAUCGGUUAUAUUGGCAUCGGUCAUUAAACCAGAUUCUUUAUUGGCAGUGUCCUACUCAGCGUUGUUUCCCAUGGACCUCAGGGUGGGAGAGCGGGGGAUGCGCCCUGGUUCUGACACAGCGCUCCUCACCCCGCUGCACCCACCUUUACUCCUCACACCCUUCUCGCCACAACCCCGCUCCUCCUUCUCCCAGCAGCAGCUGCAUCAGCAAAUCCGGCAGAGGAGGAGAGAGCAGGAGCAUGAAAAACAACAGGAGUUACAGCAAUUGAAGCACAAAGACAAAAGUCAACAGAGUGCCGUGGCAAGCUCUGUGGUGAAACAGAAACUCCAGGAGGUGAUUCUUAAGAAGCAGAAACAAGCCGCGCUGGAAAGAACAAAUUCUGGCACUCUGACUUUACAUCCUGUACCAUACAGAAAGCUGGGUCCAGACCCCAAUGUAUCCUCCCAACCUCUGGUCCCAUCUCUAUCACAGCCUCCAUCUGAGGGCUCAGAGGGGACACCGCUGCGCAGAGCAGCAUCUGAGCCCAACCUGAAGGUGAAACACAAGCUGAAAAAACACCUGAACACUCGCAAGAGUCCACUUACACGCAAAGAGAGUGCCCCGCCCACCAUCAAGCACCGAGUACCAGACACACUGGACUCUUCCCCCAGCAGCAGUAGCACUCCGGUCUCUGGAUGCAGUUCUCCCAAUGAUAGCCUGCCCAAUGAAAAUGGACUACUGCCAUCUGCAGGCAGCCUUUCACAUGAGGCCCAGAAGCUGCUGCUCAGAGAUGGCACUCUGACUAACUUCACCAUCCAGAGUCCGUCCACGCUGCCCACCAUCACACUGGGACUGCCGGCCAACUCAAGGGCUGAAGGAGAGCUGUCUUCUCUGAAAGUUGGACGAAUUCCCAUGGUUACUGCCGGGGGCUCACCGGUCUUCCUUCCCCUCAGCAGAGAAGAUCAAGCUGGGCAGAUGAAUCCUCACAUGCCUGUUAUCAUCCUGGAGCCAUCUAGACUGGUACACACUCCACUUCUCACCGCAGUUCCUGGCCUGGACUCUGUUCCAUUACAGUUUGCGCCACAGUUAGACCGUCUGUCUCCCAGAGGCGUUCAGCACCACAAACCUCUGAGCAGAACACGCUCGGAGCCCCUUCCCCAAAGCCCUCGUGCCCUCCAUGCACAUCUCCUACAACAACAGCACAACACACAACUACUGGAGAGACUCAAACAGCAGACUCACCUGGGCAAGCUGAUGUCCAAGUCCAGCGAAAAGCCCAGACUACACCAGAUUCCUUCUGAGGAAAUGGACUCCGAGGAUGGUGGUGGAACAUCACCCACUGAGCCAACCUAUCACAACAGAGUGAGGGCGGAGUCACAGAGGGAGGUGGAACCUACAGCAUCCAAGACCCAUGAAGAGCAAAUAAACCUGCAGCAUGCGCUCAUACUCAACCAGGUUUGGAAAAAAUCAUUGCUAUGGGAACAACAGAAGCAGCUGCAGCAGCUGCAUCGACAGAUGGAGACCCUGGCAGUACCUGUGUUGCGUGGCAACGGCGUUGGUGGGGUUGCUUCUGGUUUGGGUGUGCAUCGCCCCCUCUCGCGCACACAGUCUUCCCCAGCCUCCACCUCUCUCACUCUUCCCGAGAAGCCCUUGAGCCUGACUGCACAGGACGUCACCAGCAAACCACGUUUCACCACUGGCCUAGUGUAUGACUCUCAAAUGCUAAAACACCAGUGUACAUGUGGCGAUAACAGCACCCACCCAGAGCAUGCUGGGAGGAUACAGAGCAUCUGGUCACGACUACAGGAGAGAGGCCUAAGAGGACAGUGUGAGAGUAUUCGUGGUCGUAAAGCCACUCUGGAGGAGCUACAGUCGGUCCAUACAGAGCGCCACGUGUUGCUAUAUGGCACCAACCCACUCAAUAGACUCAAACUGGACAACCGCAAGCUGGCUGGAAUCCUCUCUCAAAGGAUGUUUGUGAUGUUACCAUGUGGGGGUGUAGGGGUUGAUAACGACACCAUCUGGAAUGAGUCACACACCUCCACGGCGUCACGCAUGGCGGCAGGCAGCGUUGUUGAGCUGUCGUUCAGAGUGGCCAAAGGAGAGCUGAAGAAUGGUUUUGCUGUGGUCAGACCGCCAGGACAUCAUGCAGACCCCUCCAAUCCAAUGGGUUUCUGUUACUUCAAUUCUGUGGCGAUAGCUGCCAAGCAGCUCCAGCACAAGCUCAGCAUCAGCAAGAUUCUCAUUGUUGACUGGGAUGUUCACCAUGGUAAUGGCACCCAGGAGGUGUUUUACAGUGACCCCAGUGUCCUUUACAUCUCCCUUCAUCGCUAUGACGGUGGAAACUUCUUCCCUGGCAGUGGGUCACCAGCUGAGGUUGGUUCUGGAGUCGGUGAGGGCUUCAACGUGAAUGUGGCAUUUACAGGAGGACUGGACCCACCCAUGGGAGAUGCUGAGUACCUCGCUGCAUUCAGGUCUGUGGUGAUACCUAUCGCCCAGGAGUUCUCUCCGGAUAUGGUUCUGGUGUCGGCCGGGUUUGAUGCUGCGGAGGGACACCCAGCUCCUCUGGGAGGGUACAAGGUCUCUGCCAAAUGUUUUGGUUUCCUGACCCGCCAGCUGAUGCCUCUUGCUGGAGGGCGUCUGGUUUUGGCCCUUGAGGGGGGUCACGACCUCACGGCAAUCUGUGAUGCAUCGGAGUCCUGUGUCAGUGCGCUCCUGGGAAUACAGGAUCCAAUGCCAGAAGAUGUCUUGCUUCAAAAGCCCAACGCCAAUGCAGUCCGCUCCCUUCAGACUGUCAUACAGAUACAAAGUCAGUACUGGCAGAAUGUGAAGGACCACAGUUCAACGGUGGGACUGUCAUUCCUGGCUGCUCAGAGUAGAGACUGUGAGGAAACAGAUGCUGUCAAUGCUUUGGCCUCGCUCUCUGUGGGGGUCAUGUCCAACAAGAGCCUCACUGAUGAGCCAAUGGAGCAUGACAGCGACUCCAUGUAGGAGAAUCCAACCAAUCCUUCGUAGAACUCACUUUCAGGGAGCGUGUCCCUCCUGCAGCCUCAGAUAGCCCAUGCCAUUUCAUGGACAUGGUGUUUUUCUUGCAAUACCGCUGAGCCCCACCUGGUAGCCUUCCACACAUUUACACCAGCCAACAACACAAUGCUGGACCUGCCGUUUGGAGCACCUCCAUGCUGGUAACCACUCGGCUGAAGCCAACGGCACUAUCUGCAGCUGAAAAACCUUCAGAAACCUCACCAAAGAGCAAUACAAGUUCACUUUUAUAGACUUUUCAUCUCUCACGACUGACGUUAGACUGCGUGCGUGUGUUAAGGAGUCUGGUGCGACACCACUGUGAGCACAAAUCUUCAGAACAGUCAGAGAGAAUUCAGAUGUGGAGUUCAGCUCCGAUUCUCCUUGAAGCACUGUGUACCAGCAGCUGAUUUGUUGCCUUAACUUUGCCUUAUCUUAAAACCAACAUCAGGAGAAGACUGGAAUACAAAUUUGUUUCUACCCACAUCGCUUCACAUGUCAGAGUUGAAGCAAAUGCUGACCAAACAGGAUGCAAAACGACGCAGAUUACUGUGUGACACCAGGGAAAAAGUAUGUACACAUAUGCCUGAUGGAUAAGAUGCAAUAAUAUCAGAGAAAACGUGACAAUGUCAUCAUAUUAUGUGUUUUUAUGAUGUUAUUACAUACAGCUUAACCACUAGAAGACAACAAAGAAAGACAAAAAAGAAAAUGAAGUCACAAAAUGGACAACUUUGGUUUUGUAGAAACAAAAGACAAUUAGCCUUUGUUGUUUUAUUGCACUGUUCAUUCCAUAAUGUGAACCAUAAGAAAUUCCAAAGCUCUGGGAUAAAACAAUUCCUCUUUGUAGAUUAUUUAAUAGUUUUUUUUUGGAGAUUUGGAUUAAAUGAUGUUUGCUAUAUUUCUCCCGGUUUUUCUCUAAGAUGUCUUACAAAGCCUCUUACUCUUUACAUAUGGGCCGUAGUUGUAAUACUGUAGUUGAAAUUCCUAAUUAAAUCUGAAAAGUAGGCUAUAUUUUUAGAUCAAGAUUAUUUUUCACUGCUGUUCAGUGUCUUAUUUAGUCACCAUACACAUAAAAAACACACAUGUACAAAGCAAUGAUGAACUGUUGAUGUACCACUAGUAUUGAAUACUGUAUAUUAUUGUUUAUAUUUUGAGACUAAAGGAGUGUUCAUUCCACCCGGGCACCACUGAGGACCAUUGUAUUGUUUUACAUUAGCAAUACUGUUAAUGCACUUAAUGGACAUCAUCCAAAGAAAACUGCCUUAAAACAUCCUAAGUUUGGUGAUGGGACUAGGGAAGCAACACAAGAGCAGGUAUGGACUCUCCAUUUAAAAGACAAAGUUUGAACCUGUGGAUUUAGGUGUACGUCACCUAUGCAGUCUUGUAUACCUCUUGCUUACGAGUACAAUGACCUCUUAAGGUCUGAAUGUUUUACCUUAAAGAAAAUGAGUCCCACUCAAGCCAAGGAAGAUGAUGUAUUUAGUUUUACUUGUUGGAAAAAACCUAUUGUAAUGUUUUUCCAUAAGAGACUAUGCUUAGCCUGGAUGACACCAUGCUACAGUUUGUCAAAUGCUUGAUCAUUUUUACUAUGACUCUGCUACAGAGCAUGUAAGGGCUCUGCAUUCCAAAAGUUGAAUAAUUUAGUAGUGUAGAGGUUAUCGUGCAACUGAAUAGAGCUUUGAUUUGUGCAGGAUUUUGGCCAGGUUAGGUUUUUGAUGAGCUGUACUGAUGUUUAAGGAUUAGAACUGCAGGCGGCUGAGUCUAAUUACUGGCCAAAAAAAAAAAAAAACUAAACUAAAAAAAAAAAAAACAAAACAAAAGGACAAACUUCUAAAACAGGAUCUAGACACUAAACCCUCCUAAAACAUAGAUUAAUUAUACUCAGAUGUGACUAACUAUUUGCUCUUUACAUGGCUUUGGUCUGAAAUUCUUGUGUUUAAAGCUGUCUCCUUCUUUAUCUUAUCUGUUUUAAUUGAAAAGCAGGCAUAUUCUAAUUUUCAACUCUUGUCAGAUUUGAACGAGUGAAAGAGAUAUAUAAACUGGCUGAAGGAAAUUAUAGUUUACUAUUCAGAAAUAAAUCUGCAUUCAGUUUUAUCAGACCCUGGGCAUCAUCUGCCCAACAGAAGGCUGAGGAUCUUUUCCUUUCGAUAGGAGUAGAAAAUGGAAGGUCUCGCUAUAGCAUAGGCCCCACUGUUGUUGAAGAACCAGCCAGAAUUUUUGAGACGCAGCAUCUCUUUCUUGUAGUUUAAUAUGUUUCUCAAUAGGAGACCCAUUGAAAUAGUAUGCUGCGUCGGUCUUACCCAGCAUGCCCACCAGGUGCAUAUUGUGUCUACGAAGUAAUCAUUGUCCAGUGUGUGAGAGAGCGAGAAUCAGUGAUUGCAUGUGCAUUAGUGCAUAUGCUAACCUACGUCAUGUGUUUUCUGCAUGAAUUUGUAAGUUUUAAAGUGUGUGUGUUGUCAAAUACUGUAAAUGAUCUUUGUAUUAUAUUCCCACUGACUUUUUGUUUAUCUUAUGUAGAGGUCAGUACUGCCUCAGCUCUUAAUUCCCUUCAUUACUGAUGUAAUAUGUACCUUCUUCUUAAAGAAAGACACUGUAAAUAGAAACUCCAAGACCAAAAUACACGUCACACGUGUGCCUUGAUGCAUUCAGUAGCAGGUGUAUUGGUAAUACUUAAUUAACUGGACUUGUGUUAACUCUGUAUCUCUAAACAUGACAUUGAAAUCUUUGUUUCAUUCUGUUCAUUACUUGUAUUUUCUUUCAUACUUCUCACAAUGUGUAUGUAUAGAAAGAUUGUCUAUUUUUUACCCUUUGCCUUUUUCUCUUGAUUAAAAAGUAUUUCCA